AAACGCCUGCGAGUCUCCAGAGAACAACGGGCUCAUUCAGUGGUCGGGAGCUGCCGGCGAGGGGGAGCGGCCGGACGGAGAGCGCGACCCGUCCCGGGGGUGGGGCCGGGCGCAGUGGCGAGAGGAGGCAAAGGUGGCUGCGGCAGCAACAGCGGAGCGGCAGCCUCGGACCCAGCCCGCAGCGCACGGCGGCCGCUGCAGGUCCCCGCUCCCCUCCCGGUGCGCCCGCCCAUGGCGGCGGCGGGGCAGCUGUGCCUGCUCUACCUGUCGGCCGGGCUCCUGCCCCGGCUCGGCGCAGCCUUCAACUUGGACACCCACGAGGACAAUGUGAUCCGGAAAUCUGGGGACCCCGGGAGUCUCUUCGGCUUCUCGCUGGCCAUGCACUGGCAGCUGCAGCCCGAAGACAAGCGGCUGUUGCUGGUGGGGGCCCCUCGGGCAGAAGCCCUUCCACUGCAGAAAGCCAAUAGGACAGGAGGCCUGUACAGCUGUGACAUCACCUCCCGGGGGCCGUGCACACGGGUUGAAUUUGAUAACGAUGCUGACCCUACAUCGGAGAGCAAGGAAAACCAGUGGAUGGGGGUGACCGUCCAGAGCCAAGGUCCAGGGGGCAAAGUUGUGACAUGUGCUCAUCGAUAUGAAAAAAGGCAACAUGUUAACACAAAGCAGGAAUCCCGAGACAUCUUUGGGAGGUGUUACGUCCUGAGCCAGAAUCUCAGGAUAGAAGAUGAUAUGGAUGGGGGAGACUGGAGCUUUUGUGAUGGCCGAUUGAGAGGCCACGAAAAGUUUGGCUCUUGCCAGCAAGGUGUAGCAGCUACUUUUACUAAAGACUUUCAUUACAUUGUGUUUGGAGCUCCGGGUACUUAUAACUGGAAAGGGAUUGUUCGCGUAGAACAAAAGAAUAACACUUUCUUUGACAUGAACAUCUUUGAAGAUGGGCCUUACGAAGUCGGAGGAGAGACUGAGCAUGACGAAAGUCUCGUUCCCGUUCCUGCCAACAGUUACUUAGGCCUGCUGUUUUUGACCAGCAUUUCCUAUACAGAUCCUGAUCAGUUUGUGUAUAAAACGCGGCCUCCCAGGGAGCAGCCCGACACAGCCCCUGAUGUGAUGAUGAAUAGCUACCUAGGCUUUUCUCUGGACUCAGGGAAAGGUAUCGUUUCUAAAGAUGAUAUCACUUUUGUAUCUGGUGCACCAAGAGCCAAUCACAGUGGAGCUGUGGUAUUACUAAAAAGAGACUUGAAGUCUGCACAUCUUCUCCCUGAGCACAUAUUUGAUGGGGAAGGCCUGGCUUCUUCCUUUGGCUAUGAUGUAGCUGUGGCGGACCUCAACAAAGAUGGGUGGCAAGAUAUAAUUAUUGGAGCCCCACAAUAUUUUGACAGAGGUGGAGAAGUUGGAGGGGCAGUGUAUGUCUACAUGAACCAGCAAGGCAGGUGGAAUAAUGUAAAGCCAAUUCGUCUUAAUGGAACCAAAGAUUCUAUGUUUGGCAUCGCAGUCAAGAAUAUUGGAGACAUUAAUCAAGAUGGCUAUCCAGACAUUGCAGUUGGAGCUCCCUAUGAUGAUAUGGGAAAGGUUUUCAUCUAUCAUGGAUCGGCAAAUGGAAUAAAUACCAAACCAACACAGGUUCUUGAGGGUACGUCACCUUAUUUUGGGUAUUCAAUUGCUGGAAAUAUGGACCUUGAUCGAAAUUCUUACCCUGAUGUUGCUGUUGGUUCCCUCUCAGAUUCAGUAACUGUUUUCAGAGCCCGGCCUGUGAUUAACAUUCAGAAAACCAUCACAGUAACUCCUAAGAGAAUUGACCUCCGCCAGAAAACUGUGUGUGGGGCGCCCAGCGGGAUAUGCCUCAAGGUUAAAGCCUGUUUUGAAUACACUGCCAAACCCGCAGGUUAUAAUCCUUCAAUAUCAAUUGUGGGCACGCUUGAAGCUGAAAAAGAAAGAAGAAAAUCUGGGCUGUCAUCGAGAGUUCAUUUUCGAAACCAAGGUUCUGAGCCCAGGUAUAUUCAAGAACUAACUCUGAAUAGGCAGAAGCAGAAAAUGUGCAUGGAAGAAACCCUCUGGCUACAGGAAAAUAUCAGAGAUAAACUGCGGCCCAUUCCCAUAACUGCUUCAGUGGAGAUCAAAGAGCCAAGCUCUCGUAGGCGAGUGAAUUCACUUCCAGAAGUUCUUCCAAUUCUGAAUUCAAACGAGCCCAAGACCGUUCAGACAGAUGUGCACUUCUUAAAAGAGGGAUGUGGAGAUGACAAUGUCUGCAACAGCAACCUUAAACUAGAGUAUAAAUUUUGUACCAGAGAAGGAAAUCAAGACAAAUUUUCUUAUCUCCCAAUUCAAAAAGGCGUUCCGGAACUAGUUCUAAAAGAUCAGAAGGAUAUUGCUUUAGAAAUAACAGUGACAAACAGCCCUUCCAACCCAAGGAAUCCCACAAAAGACGGUGAUGACGCACACGAAGCUAAACUCAUCGCAACGUUCCCGGACACUUUGACUUACUCCGCAUACAGAGAACUGAGGGCCUUUCCUGAGAAACAGUUGAGUUGCGUUGCCAACCAGAAUGGCUCACAAGCAGACUGUGAACUCGGAAAUCCUUUUAAAAGAAAUUCCAGUGUUACUUUUUAUUUGGUUUUAAGUACAACGGAGGUCACCUUUGACACCACAGAUCUGGAUAUUAAUCUGAAGUUGGAAACAACGAGCAAUCAAGAUAAUUUGGCUUCAAUUACAGCUAAAGCAAAAGUGGUUAUUGAACUGCUUUUAUCGGUCUCUGGAGUUGCUAAACCUUCCCAGGUGUAUUUUGGAGGUACGGUUGUUGGAGAGCAAGCUAUGAAAUCUGAAGAUGAAGUGGGAAGUUUGAUAGAGUAUGAAUUCCGGGUAAUUAACUUAGGUAAACCUCUUAAAAACCUUGGCACAGCAACUUUGAAUAUUCAGUGGCCAAAAGAAAUUAGCAAUGGCAAGUGGUUGCUUUAUUUGGUGAAAGUGGAAUCCAAAGGAUUAGAAAAGAUAACUUGUGAGCCACAAAAUGAAAUAAACCUCCUUAAGCUAAAGGAAUCUCACAACAUAAGAAAGAAGCGGGAAAUUGCUGAAAAACAGAUAGAUGAGAACAGAAAAUUUUCUUUAUUUGCUGAAAGAAAAUAUCAGACCCUUAACUGCAGUGUGAACGUGAACUGCGUGAACAUCAGGUGUCCGCUGCGAGGGCUGGACAGCAAGGCCUCUCUUGUCUUGCGCUCGAGGUUAUGGAACAGCACGUUUCUAGAGGAAUAUUCCAAGCUGAAUUACUUGGACAUUCUCGUGCGGGCCUCCAUUGACGUGUCUGCUGCUGCUGAAAACAUCAAGCUGCCAAAUGCGGGCACUCAGGUUCGUGUGACUGUGUUUCCCUCAAAGACCGUAGCUCAGUACUCAGGAGUACCGUGGUGGAUCAUCCUCGUGGCUAUUCUUGCUGGGAUUUUGAUGCUUGCUCUAUUAGUGUUUUUACUAUGGAAGUGUGGAUUCUUUAAACGCUCUAGGUACGAUGAUAGCGUUCCCCGAUACCAUGCUGUAAGGAUCCGGAAAGAAGAGCGAGAGAUCAAAGAUGAAAAAUACAACGAUAACCUUGAAAAAAAACAGUGGAUCACAAAGUGGAAUGAAAAUGAAAGCUACUCAUAGGGAGGCCCAGAAAAGCUUCAGAGUACCCGAACUGCUUCUUUUUUUUUUUUCCAACCCAGUAAUUCAAGUGAAUUUAAAAGCCUGCUCGAUACCCGAAGAUUGAUUUCAGAGUGACCGCACACAGUACCAACCUACAGUUUUCACUGUGGAUACUGUUACGUAGCCUGAGGCUCUUGUUUUGCACAGCCAAAAUUUAAACUGUUGGAAUGGAUUUUUCUUUAACUGCCUUAAUUUAACUUCUGGGGUUGCCUUUGUUUUUGGUGUGGCUGACUUACAAGUGCCGGGUUGCAUUCAGGGGACAUCCUCCUGAUGGUGUAGCUGGAGGAAGGCGCCUCAAAUCACCUGCACUAACAGAGUGUCUGUCCUAACCUCCGCGACACUGCCGCUGCAAACAUCCUUCCACGUAACUGCCCCCAUCACAAGACUACAUGGUCAGGGUAGCUGAGUUUCAAUUUAAAGUGCUGUCUUAAAUUAAAUGUGCAAUAGAAGGUGAUGCUGCCAUCCCGCCUUUUCCCGUUUCUUAGAUGUAUGAACACCAAAAGCUUGCAGGUUUCAUUCCCAUUUCACUAAAACACACAGGUGCCACGGACUUGAAUGCUAGUUAGACUUACUUGUAUAUGGUAUUUAUUUUUUCUUUUCUUUUUUUUUAACCAUUUGUUAUUGACUAACAGGCCAAAGAUUCUCCAGUUUACCCUUCAGGUUGGAUUAAGCAAUCAGAAUCAGGAUGUAAGAGGUCAUUGGUUUGACCUAAACCUUUUACUGCAAAAAGAGGAUAAUUCUUUAUAAAUGUACCAGAGAGUUGUUUUAAUAACUUAAACUUAUUUGUAUAUUAUAAUAUGUCCUUCAUAGCGCACACCCUACCCUCCCACCCACCACUCCCCAACAACCCAAAAGGUUUGUUUAAGAAAUAGGAUUAACUGUAAGAUGUUUUUUAUCAGGCAUUGGAUAUUUUUUAGUUUAGAGCCCUGUGUGAUAUUUCUGAAUUUCAUGUUACAGCUUUCAGGAAUUUGGGGGGAGAAAAUGGCUUUGUUCAUUGAACUCUACUGCUGCAAAUACUGUGUAUUCAGGACUUGAAAGAAAUGGUGGGUGCCUAUGGUGGAUCCCGGCGGAUCCAGUGUAAGACUACUGAGUGAAUAUCUGCUAUAGUAAUUCUAGCCAGAUAGAACAUCAUGGCUUUUAUGUUUCUCAUUGUCAUUGGAACCAUUUAAUCAGUGAGUCAAUGUUCUAUGUUUUGUUUCAUCUCCUCCCCUAUCUAUAUUCCCAAAAUUACUUUGGGACUAAUUUAACAAGAACUUUACAUUUUUUUUUAUUGUAAAAAUGGCGGCUAGGGUGGGAGGGGAAGAAUUAUUCUAUACAUUCAAUAGAGAUUGAAUAGAUACAAAAGCUACAUUUUUUUUUUUAAUUACUACGCUUCAAAAUGUUAACUCAUGGGGAGCAACAGUGGACAGGUGCUAAUUUGUUGGGUAUAGUAUAAGCAGUGUCUCAGUCUUUUAAAAGAGCAAACCACAGUUGUAUGCGCCAUUGUUGCUUUGGAGGUUUUUUAUUUUCUUUUCAGAAAUCUUCCACCCUUAAGAUACUAAGGAUAUUAUUUUGAUUGUACUUGGCUUUUUUUUUUUUCACAAAAAUAGUUUUACAAAUUAUAUUUUGUUUACAAAAAUUGAUCUGUAACAGGUUAUAACAGUGUUUAAGUCUCAGUUUCUUGCUGGGUAACUUGGAGCCUAAUGCUGUGGCUUUUAAGUCACUAAGGAGCUGGUAUUUUGACAGUGUUUAUAGACCUUGUUAUAAAAGUAAAUGCCCUGAAAAGGGGGGUGAGGGAAGUUCAACAACAAAGAAACAAGAAUGUUAUGGUGUUUAAACUUGUUAAAAAUGUCAUCUCAAGUCAAGUCACUGGUCUGUUUGCAUUUGAUACAUUUUUAUACUAACUAGCAUUGUAAAAUUAUUUCACAAUUAGAAAAUACCUGUGGAUAUUUGUAUAAAAGUGUGAAAUAAAUUUUUUUAUAGAAGU
Messenger RNA from Nycticebus coucang (slow loris), 5629 nucleotides. It is a transcript of the gene ITGA6, whose product is annotated as integrin subunit alpha 6. Gene Ontology annotation, biological process: cell-matrix adhesion; leukocyte migration; integrin-mediated signaling pathway. Gene Ontology annotation, cellular component: external side of plasma membrane; integrin complex. NCBI's taxonomy places the organism in Eukaryota, Metazoa, Chordata, Mammalia, Primates, Lorisidae. Gene Ontology annotation, molecular function: integrin binding. Bases 232 to 3624 code for a protein of 1130 amino acids. The transcript is spliced from 26 exons. The record is from RefSeq and is a predicted model, not a curated record.